UUUAUUUUCCUGCUUUUUGUCCAUUUUUACGACCUUACAAUGGAAGUUCUGGAGACGACGAUGCCACAAGAGACACUGGCGUCGCAAGAAAUGCCAGAAGAUGUGUCGCAAGUUAGCACGGAAACGGUAAAAAUUGAGUCGCUGAUCAGUUUGAAUGAAUGUUGCAUAUCUUGCCUCGCCGAGAGCAAUGCAGAACAGAAACCACUGCGGAAGGACAGGGAGAUUAUACAAAUUUACAAGGAAUUUGUGAACAGACAUAUUGAGUCCAAAGUGAAGGAAAUUCCAAUUGCUUUUUGUGAUCCUUGUUGCAACCUCCUCGAAACCCUGAAGAAUUUCAAGACCACCUGUUUGGAGUCCCUCAACGUGCUCGAAGACCUUAUUUCCGAAAAACGAGCCGAAGAACAAAAAUACGACGAACAACUCCCGCUAAAAGUCGAAGUAGAGUCCGACGAAUCUGACGUCGAGGAUGAUCGAAGUAGCAGCGACGAGGAAUUCAUUCCCGAUAUCAAAGCAGAACUCAAAGAACCGGAAGACGAGGAAUUUCUCGAAAUGAAUGACGAUGACGAAGACGACGAACAACAGCCAAAAGCUAAAAGACGAAAACGGAACAAAAAAGAUCGAACAACGACGUCAUCCGGGAAGAAUUGUCACAUUUGUAAGGAAUGCGGAAAGGGCUUUCCUCGUCCCGCAAACUUGCGAAAUCAUUUCCUGAAGAAACACAGAGGCGCCAAACACUGUAAAUAUUGCCAAAAAGCGUUCGAAGAUGAGGAGGAAUAUAACGCGCAUAUGGAUAUGGAGGAGAAACGGGUGAAGCUGAAGAAGGAAACGUGCCAAAAAAUUCACGUUUGUGAGGUUUGUGGACUAACGACACGAUUUAGGUCGAAUUUAGUGAAGCAUAUGGACACGCACUUGCCAGAUCCGAACGCCAUCAAAUGUGAAGUAUGCGGAAAAGGCUUUAAAAGUUUAAUUUUGCUGAAAAAUCACAUUGGAUACCACAAGGAAAAAACUUUUGUUUGCGUUGAACGUGAUUGUGAUAAAAAGUUUUUGUUUGCUAAAGACUUGGAACGCCAUAUUCGCCUUGUUCAUCUAAAAGCCGCUGAAUACACGGAAUGUUCGAUUUGUAAUAAACGACUGACGAUUAAGGGACUCAAUAGUCACGUUAAACAAGUUCAUAUGGAUAUUCGACCUCAUAUUUGCAGUAUUUGUGGCAUGGCGUUCAAAUCCAGUAGCAACAUUAAGAAACACAUGUAUUCACAUUCGGGAACGAGACCUUUUAAUUGUCACAUUUGCGGACAAGGAACCUACAUGACAUGUACCUUGAAAGAGCAUUACAACAAAGCGCACGGACUACAAAUGACAACUGCUGAACUGAACAAAGUUUGUGUCAAAUUACCGCCGGAACCCAUCAAUGCCCCGCUCUCUCCAAAUACCCAACAAACAGUCGAAAUCAUGCAACAACAUCCGCAGGACCCGAAUACGAUGAUCAGUAUAACGGGCAUCAAUGAAAAUGUUGUAGAAUCAACAAUCAUGUCGACAAUUACGAGUCCCGUGAAUUUAGCGAAAUAA
Molecule: messenger RNA, 1566 nt
Organism: Culicoides brevitarsis
Lineage: Eukaryota; Metazoa; Arthropoda; Insecta; Diptera; Ceratopogonidae
Product: myoneurin-like
Exons: 6
Coding region: 40-1566 (508 amino acids)
Biological process (GO): regulation of transcription by RNA polymerase II
Cellular component (GO): nucleus
Molecular function (GO): DNA-binding transcription factor activity, RNA polymerase II-specific; RNA polymerase II transcription regulatory region sequence-specific DNA binding
Source: RefSeq, a predicted model, not a curated record